AUGAAGAAAGCCGCGCCAGGCCCCGCGAAGAAGCAAACCUCGAUUCUGAGUUUCCUGGGCCGAAAGGACGACGCCGGCGGAUUCCCCGCCCCCGGGUCUUCGCUGCCUGCGCCGCUGUCUCCUCGCCAGGUUCCUGCAAGGCGCGAAGGGUGCCCGAAAGAAGCGACGGCCCGCGAAGCAGAGGACCCCGUGCGAGAAAACGCGGAAAGCCGAAAGCGGCCUCUGCCUGCAUGCGAAGCGCCGCACUCUCCCUCGAAGAAAAAACGCGAAUCGCCCAAUGCCUCACAGCCAGACGAGCAGGAAUUUCCCGGCUCGACCAAGAAGGCGGCCUGCGCAGAGACAGCCGAGCGGAAGGGAGAUAACCCCCAGGAAGUCACGAAACAGACUGGAGACGCGGAUGCUCCCAGCCAGGAGAAGCGGCGAGGGCGGCUAAGGAAGACGGAAAGCGACACGGAAAACGAUGUAAACGAAGGCAACGGGAAGAGAAAGGAAGCGAACGAGGCCGCAGAUGAUGCGAGCAAACCGCCAGAAAAAGAAGACGAAGAAGACGCGAUCAGCGAGGCAGACAGCGACCGAGAAUCUAUUGAUUCGGACUCCUCAGUGCCGCCGUCGUCCCAAGAUGGCGCGAACCCGCCAGGAGAUGUAAAGAAAGUGUCGGCGUCGUCUGCGGAGGGGCGUCGCGCGCUGGAGAUGCUACAGAAGAAGAAGCGGUCUCCCGCCUCGUCUGGGAAGACAGCGAGCGCAGAGAGGCUGUUUCCAGACAGCGACGAGCCGGCCUCGGAAGACGAGUGGAAAGACGAGGCGGGGAAUGCGUCGAAGAAGUCGAUUUUGGAGCUUCUGGGGUGCAAGAAAGGAGACCAGAGAGAGGGCGUCGGGCUCGCGAAGGAGAAGAGACACGAAGCCGGUCAGGGCGAGAAGAAGAGCGCAGGGAGGAAGAAAAAGGCCGACGAAGACGAGCAGUUGAAAACGGGGACUCUCUUUGCGUGUCGCGUGCUGGCGAAGGAGCCUUCAUGCGAUCUUGCUUCUCCGCUGUUUGAUCCUUCGCACGUCCCUCUCGACAGCAUUUCCGCCCAGAAGGCGGAGCGCAACACGAAAAAGGCACAGGUGGAGGACUCGCCUCCCAUUCUAUUCGAGGUUCUCGUGAACGCGUUCGACAAGAUUGAACAGAUGAAGGCCAGCGGAACGGGCAGCAACAAGAAACAGACGGUGAUUCUCACCAACCUGUUUCGCCUUCUGCUGUUCUACGAACCAAAGACGCUGUACAAAGCGAUCUACGUUUGCCUGAACAAAGUUGCGCCCGACUACCUCGGGCAAGAAGUUGGCGUCGGCGAGUCGCUGAUCCUCAAGGCCAUGGCUGAGACCUACGGCCGCACAGAGGCGCACCUGAAGAAAGAGCUGCAACACACUGAAGACUUGGGACGCGUUGCGGAGCGGAGCUCAUGCAAAACGCGGACUCUCUUUCCGCCGCCUCGCCUCACCAUCGACGGCGUGUUUGACCAGCUGAAGGCGAUCAGCCAAUGCGCGGGGAAAGACAGUCAGCUACACAAACGCGACUUAUUGAAGCGCCUUCUCGUCGGAGGCAAAGGCGCCGAGCCCAAGUACAUCAUUCGUUUCCUCCAGCAACGCAUGCGAACUGGAGCAUCCACUGCCACAGUGUACCAGGCCCUCGCCUUCGCAUGCUUCCUCACCCACAACGCCCGCGACGGUUCCCCCGCUGUCGGUGACACGCGCCGUCACGUUCCUCAAACAGAAAGCAACCAGGAGUCGCCCUCUUUGUCUUCUUCCUCCUCUCCCUCCUCUCCCUCCUCUUCCUCCUCUUCCUCGUCGUCUUUACCUUCUGCAAUGAGUGCAGUUGAGUUGGAGAGUCACUUGUCGCGGAUGGAGCAGAGUGUGCGUCGAGCGCUGUGCGAGGUUCCGAACGUGGAAAUCGUCGUCGCGCAUCUUCUCCGCGGGGCAGAUGCAGAUGCGCUCGCCGCGUUGUGUGUCGCGACGCCCGGGAUUCCUCUGCAGCCCAUGUUGGCGCGGCCGACGCGCGGGUUCGAGGAAGUCGUGGAGCGCCUGAAACACACUGAGUUCACGUGUGAAUUCAAGUACGACGGCGAACGCAUUCAGCUGCACUUGGUGGCGGAGCAAGCUGCCAAGAAGACCCCGGGACUCUGUCCUUCCACAGCUUCUCCGGCUUCGCCUGUUUCUGCGUCGCGAGAGGAGGGAACUGGGACUGGGCCUGCAGGGUCGGUGCGGAAGAUCUCUCCGAGUCGCGUGCGUCUGUUCAGCCGGAACUUGGAGGAGAUCACGCAAAAGUACCCGGACAUUAUCGACAUGUUCCUCAGCUCUCUCCAGGACACAACUGACGAGUGCAUUCUCGACGGCGAGGUAGUGGCCUACGACGUGGAAAACGGAACCAUUUUGCCUUUUCAGACGCUGACACGACGAAAGCGGAAAGGCGUGGACAAAGACGGCAUCGAGGUGCGAGUCGCGCUCUUCCUCUUUGACUGCAUGCGCCUGAACGGCGAGUGUCUCCUCGGGAAGACGCUGGAGGCGCGCCGCGAAAAAAUGAAGCAAGCGAUCGACUUCCAGCGCAACCCUCUCGUCCAACACGCAACCUACAAGGACAUCAGCCAGGCUCAAGAAUUCGAGGAGUUCCUCAGCGAAGCGAUUGAAGAAAACGCGACGUACGAGCCUUCCAAACGCUCCCUCAACUGGCUGAAGGUGAAGAAAGACUACGUCGACGGCCUCACGGACUCCGUCGACCUCGUUCCUAUCGGCGCUUGCUACGGAAAGGGAAAGCGAAGCGGAACGUUUGGCACUUAUUUGCUUGCGGUGUACAAUCCGGCUGACGAGACUUACCAGACGGUGUGCAAGGCGGCGACGGGUUUCAGUGAGGAGGCGCUCCAGCAGCAUCACAAUGCCCUGAGCGAACACAUCAUUUCCCACAAAAAGCCGUACUACGACGUGUCGCCGAAACUUGAAGCGGACGUUUGGUUCGAGGCGUGUCAAGUCUGGGAAUGCCGCGCAGCAGACUUGUCCAUCUCCCCCGUGCAUACAGCUGGAAUAGGAGAGAAGUCUCCCGAUAAGGGAAUCGGGUUGCGCUUCCCGCGUUUCUUGAGAGUCAGGGAAGACAAGAACCCAGAACAGGCGACGACGUCUUCACAGAUUGUCGAGAUGUACACGAAUCAAUUUCGACAGAACAAAGCUCAGGGUGGAAAGGCUAACUUAGACAGAGACGAAGAAGAAGACGACGUGAGCGAUUCCGAGAAACAGAAGGAGGAAGAGUAG
Neospora caninum is the source of this 3276-nucleotide messenger RNA. RefSeq names its product DNA ligase (Polydeoxyribonucleotide synthase [ATP])(Lig(Tk)), related. The record is from RefSeq and is a predicted model, not a curated record. Bases 1 to 3276 code for a protein of 1091 amino acids. The transcript is spliced from 11 exons. Gene Ontology annotation, cellular component: mitochondrion; nucleus. Gene Ontology annotation, biological process: DNA biosynthetic process; lagging strand elongation; DNA recombination. Gene Ontology annotation, molecular function: ATP binding; DNA binding; DNA ligase (ATP) activity. Lineage: Eukaryota; Apicomplexa; Conoidasida; Eucoccidiorida; Sarcocystidae.